AUGAAGAUCUUUCUUCUGGGAGCCGUGCUCGCUGCGGCGCAGAGCGUCACCGCUGCCCUAGAUGAGUCGCUCCUUGAGACCUAUGUUGGCUCGCUCGAACUCACCUCUUCGUUCAACCCCGUCGAGGAGGCCUACUGGACUGGGUAUGCUCAUCACCGACGUACCCCGUUCGCUGUUUCCCCAGAUGGAGAAUCGGCUUACCUUGCCUAUCUGGACUCGAGCGAGACGGACGUCCACGUCCAGAAGGUGGACCCUAGCACGUUCAAGGCAGUGGGGUCUACUGUUACCGUGACUGGCGGAAAAGAAGCCGGCGGUCUGGUCGCCCACAAUGACGGCUUCGCUCUCCUCACCAACGAGGCCAUGCCCUCCGGAACCUCCAAUGCACCACCCGACAACACUCCUGUCGCUGCUCUCUACCGUUACACCAACGGCAAGCAAACCUGGAAGACCUGGCUCGGUGGCCCCGACGUCGAAUCAGCCGACGGCUCCCUCGCUUCCCCUGACAUCAACGGCGACCUCGUCUACUCUGCUGAAGCCGGUCUCUACGGCGCCUAUUUCGUCGUGACAGCCUACUCUGGCUCUGCCUCCGGCCACUUCGGCGACAGCAUCCAAUACGUCAAUGACGCCGGUAAACUCCAGACCAUCUCCGGUGCAACCAGCACCUGGGGAUGCAGUCACAACACAGGUAUCGCGUUCGAAGAAGCCUCCGAGGCUCCCUUCGCCAGUAUCUGCGCCGAAGACCAGGGCGCCAUCUGGCUCAACACUAAGGGGCAGGGAAUGACAACCGAAGGCGUCAAGAUCUCCAACGAGAACACCACCAACGGUGCCUCCGGUGAACCCAUGGGUGGUAUGGGCGGCAGCUACAGCGCCCUCGUCAAAUUCGGCGAUAGCUCGCGGUACAUCUUCGCGUGGCCCUCUCGCGGCGCUGUCCAGGUCACCGAGAACGACUGGAUGGGUGCUGGGUACACGCACGUCCUCCCCCGCAACGAGAACCGCAACGUCGCCGUCACGCUUUUAUCCGACAAGAACACGCUUGUCGGAAAGCAGGCGACCUCUGAAGUCGGUGCCCAGGAUGCCGAUAGCCAGAUUACCUGGGUCACUGAGGGGAAGGCCGAUCACUCCAACGUCCGCGUUGCCGCGUUCGGCGCCGACAGUGCCCUCAUCACCUGGGAGCAGAUUGACAACCCGACCUGCGAUGAGUUCAUUGCCAUGGGUUGCAAGGGUGCGUUCUCCGGAACGUACUUUCAACAGAUUGACAAGAAUGGCAAGGCUGUGGGAACUGCUCUCAACAGCUCUGAUAUCUACGUCGCUGGUGACCUCGUGAACAUCGGCGACCGGAUCUGCUGGCCGUACGUGAGCAUGGAGUGGGACCUGGCUGACACCGUUGGUGGAUAUGGUGGACAGUCGACUGACACUACGAAGAAGAUUAGCUUUGCCUGCAUUGGGCUGAAUGGUUCGGAAGGUAGUUCUAGCUCCAGCUCUGGAUCUGGCUCUGGCUCUGCUGCUGCGAGUGCAUCUGGAUCUGGAUCUGAAUCGGCUUCUGCCACUGUGUCUGCCUCUGAUGAUGUCUCCGUAACUGCGUCCGGCACCGAGAACACGCAGGUUGCCGCCCAGACUACUGGUGCCACCACUGAGACUGCCACCCAUGGUGAAGCUAGCCUACCCACUGGAGCUGAUGUCACUGGCGAGUCAGCUGAGACCACCACUACCGGUGAAGCUGCCACGGCCACUCCUACCCGCAAGCCGGGAAAGUGCAGGGCUCACUAUAACCACUAG
This is a messenger RNA of Aspergillus puulaauensis, 1776 nucleotides long. RefSeq lists its product as uncharacterized. The coding region runs from base 1 to 1776 and encodes 591 amino acids. NCBI's taxonomy places the organism in Eukaryota, Fungi, Ascomycota, Eurotiomycetes, Eurotiales, Aspergillaceae. The record is from RefSeq and is a predicted model, not a curated record. The transcript has 2 exons.